UGCACAACACAAAAUAGUUGACAAACGGAAGAUACACAAAUCGCUUUGUUUGGUGCAAUAUUUUCGUGUAUUAAUUAUGAUAAGAAAUGAGUAGACCCGUGAAAAGAGAAGUAUCCGCCGAGGAAAAUUGUUUACAGAGUGCUGCCAAAGGGGACGAUGGAACGCUUGAAGCCCGAUAUGAAUGUCCCAUCUGCUACUGCUGGCUGAACGAGCCUAUCCUCACCAAGUGCGGCCAUCGAUUCUGCCGGAAAUGCAUUACGGAUUGGUUGAAUGAGAAAAACUCCAACUGCCCGUUGGACAACGAACCGCUCGACAUCAAGUGUGACAUAUUUCCGGACAACUGUACGCGCCGUGAAAUAUCGCAAAUCAAAAAACCGUGCCCGAAUUCAAUGCGGGGCUGUGUCGAUCAGUUUUCACCCACCGAAAUUGAUACGCAUCUGCGCCAGUGCCCAUUCGCGAUGUCCCGUCAAAGCCAACCGUGUCCUUUCGCACGGAUAAAGUGCAAGUUUGUUGCUGCGGAUGAAGAUGCGCUUAAUGCGCACAUAGCUUCCGAUUGUCAGCAGCAUUUACAGCUACUUUUGGAAACGUACACGGGCAGCAGCGAUCGGUACAAGUUUUGGGAUCCACCGGCAAAGAACAGUGUGCCGGAGAUGAGCACCACCGAACUGGUCCGCUCAAUGUACGAACGUAUUGUAAUACUCGAGCAGGAAGUGCACAUUCUCCGUAUCAAACUGUCCAAGCAGGAGAUCCAGCUAACCAAAAUCAACCACGAGAUCGAUCCUCGGUACAGUGGUGGUGUUUUGCUAUGGAAGCUGGAAGAUUUUUCCAACAAAAUCGAUUCCAUGCUAGCGAACAGUAACUGCAUGUUUUACAGCGGCGAAGCGUACACUUCACCGCAUGGAUACAAAUUUUGCGCCCGCAUCAAUGUGUCACCACGCACGAAAGACUCGAUCGGGCUGCAUGUGCACCUGAUGCAGUCGGAGAACGAUUACCAUCUCGAGUGGCCAUUCAAGGGUCGUAUCAAGAUAACGCUGCUGAACGUACGCUCACCGGAACUUUCGCAGCAUGAUACGAUCAUGUCGAAGCCGGAAAUUCUUGCAUUCCACCGACCGAACCAGGACAUCAGUCCGCGUGGGUUUGGGUUUUUGGAGUUUGCUAAAAUUAAGGACAUUUUGGCAAAGUUUGCCGACAAUAAUACGGUGGUGAUUAAGAUACAGAUGAACAUUGUGUAAUAAGUUUUUUUACGGAACGUACAAACACAUUCCACCAACACACACCGAUUAUGAGAAGUUGGUUCAGUAUUGAUCUGCCCUAUACAUGUAUCUCCCUUUCUCUCACUCCCUCUCUUUAUCUCGCUUUAAAAGUAUUCAAAUGAAAGUAUUUCCCCAUUUCAACGUGUUUUGACCACAAACGCAAAAAGUCCCCUUUUAUGGCUUGCGGUAUAUGUCCAGCGAGUAUAUUUGUGUAUUCUUGUGCAUUGUCUUAGAACAUAGUUGCUUUACAUGUGGGCGUCGAUGUAGUACGGUCGAAGAUCUUUAGAUUUAGUUAGGCAGCACGUGGGACAUCCACCGCGUAACCGGUAGCUCAAGCUCUUAGUACUUAACGGACGUGCCAAACCUACAAUGAAUGGUAUUGUAAUAUCCUGCACCCCCAAAUGCUUCCCAACAACAACAACAUUAGCUUGAAAUUGUAGUCUUCAAAAGUCUGUAUUAUUUAACAUUUGGCGAUCCGUUUUACAUUCCUUACGGUAGCAUUCUUCAUCGUACCCUUUCCAUUAUGCCACCCAGACCAUCAGAACGGAACCAGAAAAGCAAACAAAAGAGAAAAAAAAAACACAACAAACAUACCAAUGGUUCUGAAAGCUUUUUUGUUAACAAAUUUAGAUGUUAAUAUACAAGAAUACAGGAAUUUUAGAACGUGAUACAGAACGGGGCAACGGGGGUAAAAGUAAUAAAAGUGUAUUCCAACCCAGUGUAACGGAAGUAUGCGCGUCC
Molecule: messenger RNA, 1994 nt
Organism: Anopheles moucheti
Lineage: Eukaryota; Metazoa; Arthropoda; Insecta; Diptera; Culicidae
Gene: Traf6
Product: TNF receptor-associated factor 6
Exons: 4
Coding region: 87-1232 (381 amino acids)
Biological process (GO): regulation of canonical NF-kappaB signal transduction; positive regulation of JNK cascade; tumor necrosis factor-mediated signaling pathway
Cellular component (GO): plasma membrane signaling receptor complex
Molecular function (GO): tumor necrosis factor receptor binding; ubiquitin-protein transferase activity
Source: RefSeq, a predicted model, not a curated record